AUGUCUCCUGAUUCAGAUCACAACGAUCUACUUCUCCAGAUAUCCACCAAUCUUAAAAACACAUUGAUUACAUUCGGAGCAUCAUCGCAUCAAUAUCAGGCUGUUUUGCAGACCCUCAAGGAUCUUCUUCAAUGCAUAGAGCAGCAUGAUAAGCAACAUGACAAGCAUGCGCAAAUCGAUCCGGAUAUGUUGAGCCAGGCGAUGGAGUUUUUGAAAUUGGGAUAA
This is a messenger RNA of Talaromyces stipitatus ATCC 10500, 225 nucleotides long. RefSeq lists its product as uncharacterized. Lineage: Eukaryota; Fungi; Ascomycota; Eurotiomycetes; Eurotiales; Trichocomaceae. The record is from RefSeq and is a predicted model, not a curated record. The coding region runs from base 1 to 225 and encodes 74 amino acids. The transcript has 2 exons.